ACGUUGCAUGGUUUCGGGUCUGACGUUCAAGUAAGACCCGAGGGAGGAGGCUGCAGUUCCCCGAGAGCGAGCUUGGCGGGGACCCUGCAGUCCCUGUCAGCGCACCUUGCGGCUCCGCGAAGGUCCAGAGCAUGUGGGCGGGGCCCCAGGAGUUCUCCCAGGAGGGUGUCCCUGUCCCUGUCCGCAGUGCAGUGCACCGCCCGAGGGGGGGGGCGGGGCAGCGGCCUGGGAGCGUCUGGGCGGCGGUGCACGCGCGCGCGCGCGCGCGCGCCAGGAGAGGAGCCCGCGCGGCUGCUGGGCCACCGUCGCGGGAGGCGUGGGAGGCGUCGGCGAGCCGCGCCUGCCUGCGCAGAGCCGAGCCCGGCGGAGUCCGGCCGCGCUCUGCGGCUCUCUCCCGGGCCGGGCUCGUCCGUUCCGCCGGCGUCCGUGGACGCCGCUCCGUGUCCCCGCUGGGCACAGCAGCCCGGGCCCUCCACAGCCACGGCCGCGAGCCUGAGGUGGCCCUCCUGCAGCUCCCGCUCUUCCUGCUCGCCGGACACGGACGACCGGGGCGCCUGCGAAGAUGAUGCCAUCUGCGAGAGGUACCUGGGGGCGUGGGCCUGGGGGCUGGUGGGAGGCGAGCGUGUUUCUGAGGAACAGGCUUGUGCGCCGAGAGGUGCCCGUCAGGUCGCGGGACAGCUGUGCGGCGCGCGGAGCGAGGGGGCUCUCUUCGUGCGCGUCACGCGUUCAUGGCACGGGCGGUGUGUGCCGGGCACCUGCCCAGGGGCCAGCCUGGGGAUGCGGUGCCCGGGAGUCGGGCGCUGAAGCGGCCCCCGUGGUCUUGGCUUCUUGGAAGGACAGACGCGAAGUCGACAAGGACCCUGGUCUCGAUGCGUUCUGAGGAGUGCAGGUCUCCCUCUUUUCGAGGCUACGUUCCGUUGGGGUUUUCCUGAAGCCUGUUGUGCCCCUGAAGCUCAGGCCGGUUCAGGGGAAGCGGCCUGUCGAGGGCCACGUGACGUUUGUGUGCAGAGCCAGUGCUUUCCAAAGCCCUGGACUGUGCGGAAGUCUACCUGUUAGGGGUGCAGUGGGGGCUGUCCGGGGAGCGUUGUGAGCACAGGUAUGUGUCCCACACUUGAAAGUCUGGCAAAGAAAGCGUGAGGCUCGAGGGUGCUCCGUUCGUUGCCUCCUUCCAC
This is a messenger RNA of Equus quagga, 1172 nucleotides long. RefSeq names its product PH domain leucine-rich repeat-containing protein phosphatase 1-like. The record is from RefSeq and is a predicted model, not a curated record. The annotation marks the transcript as partial. The transcript is spliced from 2 exons. NCBI's taxonomy places the organism in Eukaryota, Metazoa, Chordata, Mammalia, Perissodactyla, Equidae.